Molecule: messenger RNA, 2856 nt
Organism: Ochotona princeps (American pika)
Lineage: Eukaryota; Metazoa; Chordata; Mammalia; Lagomorpha; Ochotonidae
Gene: ANGEL1
Product: angel homolog 1
Exons: 11
Coding region: 518-2569 (683 amino acids)
Molecular function (GO): 3'-5'-RNA exonuclease activity
Source: RefSeq, a predicted model, not a curated record
UAUGUCCGCUGGGGCUAAGCCCAGGCUUGGCUGUGAGUGCGCAAGUGCUGUGGGGGGCCCUCUAGCCAGUUUUGUGUUUCUCUCUGAGUCAGGACCAAGCCCAAGCCCCCCCACCAGCAGGUGACUGUGAAGAGCUGCCACCAUGUUCUUCUCUCAAGGUGGCUGUGCUUUGGGUACGAAGUAUGUCAGUAAUGGGUGAAGUCAGUUUUAUUCCACCCAGUUCUUCCUUUUUGCUUCCCCUUCGGGGAGUGUCCUCAACCUUGGAGCAGAAGACCAAAAGCAAAGCACGACAAACAUAUGUUCUAUCACUGCAGCUGGCUGCAGCCAAAGCAUUAUUCAAUCUGGACUGCUGGGCCGUCUAACUUGAAGCCACUUGGUUAUCACUUCUAUGCUUGGCUGCUUUCACAUGUGUUAGAGUUGAAGUCCAGUUGCAGCUUUGUGCCAACAGAUUCUGGAGGCUGUUUAUUCCUUCUUGGUACGCUGAUAGCACUUCAACUGUCAGCCUCUCAGUGUUACGAUGUACCCAGCCGGUCCAGGAUCUGGUGACUCUCCGGAGGGCUUCCCUGAACAACCAAGGCUUCAGCCACAAAUCGGAAGUUGCACAGCGCAGACACUGGAUGCUUUCUUCACAUGUCGGAAAAAUGCCCUCCUGGCAAAGAGCACAUCCCCCCAGUUAGAGGGCGACUUUGCCAUGGCCCCUCGGGGUGCCGAGCAGGAGGAGUGUGAAGGCCUACUGCAGCAGUGGCGAGAAGAAGGGGCGAGCCAGGUGCUCUCAGCUGCGAGCGAAGGCCCCCUGGCUGACAAGGGGCUGGCGCAGAGCAGCCUGGCUCUGCUGAUGGAGCCUCCUGGAGAACAUGGCACUGCUGCGGAGGAUCAGUGGUCCAGCCGGCAGCUGAGCGACCUGCGGGCAGCCGAGAACCUGGAAGAGCCUUUCCAAACCGAGGGUCUGGGAGAAGAGCCACUGCCCGAGGCUGAGGGCACCAUGUGGGCGGCUGUUCCCAUGCAGACAGGACCCCAGUAUGUAGACUGUGCUGUACUCCCAAUGGGUGCACCCCCGACUGCUGAGCAGUGGGAAGAGGACCCUGCUGUGGUGGCUUGGAGCAUUGCCCCUGAGCCUCUGCCCCAGGAGGAGACCCCCAUGUGGUCCUUUGACGGCUUGGGGCAAUUACAGCCGCCCCCGAUGGAAAUACCAUAUCAUGAAAUAUUGUGGCGCGAAUGGGAGGAUUUCUCCACGCAGCCAGACCCGCAAGGCCUGGAGGCCGGGGAUGGCCCUCAGUUCCAGUUCACCCUGAUGUCCUAUAACAUCCUGGCCCAGGAUCUGAUGCAGCAGAGCUCUGAGCUCUACCUGCAUUGCCAUCCCGACAUCCUCAGCUGGAGCUACCGCUUCGCUAACAUCAUGCAGGAGUUCCAGCACUGGGACCCAGAUAUCCUGUGUCUCCAGGAAGUCCAGGAAGAUCACUACUGGGAGCAGCUGGAGCCCUCCUUGCGGAUGAUGGGUUUUACCUGUUUCUAUAAGAGGAGGACGGGGUGUAAAACGGAUGGCUGUGCCGUGUGCUACAAGCCCACCAGAUUCCGCCUGCUCUGCGCCAGCCCUGUGGAGUAUUUCCGGCCGGGCCUGGAGCUCCUCAAUCGGGACAACGUGGGCUUGGUGUUGCUGCUGCAGCCGCUGGUGCCAGAAGGCCUGGGGCCCGUCUCUGUGGCCCCACUAUGCGUGGCAAAUACCCACGUCCUAUACAAUCCACGCCGUGGUGACGUGAAGCUGGCCCAGAUGGCCAUUCUCUUGGCCGAAGUGGACAAGGUGGCCAGGUUGUCAGACGGCAGCCACUGCCCCAUCAUCUUGUGUGGGGACCUGAAUUCCGUCCCCGAUUCGCCUCUCUACAACUUCAUCAGGGAUGGAGAGCUCCAGUACCACGGGAUGCCAGCCUGGAAGGUGUCUGGGCAGGAAGACUUCUCCCACCAGUUUUACCAGAGGAAGCUGCAGGCCCCCCUGUGGCCCAGCUCCCUGGGCAUCACGGAUCGCUGUCAAUAUGUCACAUCCUGCCAUCCCAAGAGAGCAGAGAGACGGAAGUACAGCCGAGACUUCCUGCUGCGCUUCCGCUUCUGUGACAUCGCCUGUCAGCGACCAGUUGGGCUGGUUUUCAUGGAAGGAGUGACAGACACUAAGCCAGAGCGACCCGCUGGUUGGGCCGAGUCCGAGUCUAUCCUUGAGGAAGACACACCUGACCUUGAGCCAGUCUUCCCCAGGACCACAGGCACCCUCCAGCACUGCCUACACCUGAGCUCGGUGUACACCCAUUUCCUGCCCCAGCACGGGCGUCCAGAAGUGACCACCAUGCCCUUGGGGCUGGGAGCCACGGUGGAUUACAUCUUCUUCUCAGCAGAGUCCUGUGAGAAUGGAAACAGAACUGAUCCCAGGCUGUAUCGAGAUGGAACUCUCAAGCUCCUGGGCCGCCUCUCCCUCCUCUCGGAAGAGAUCCUGUGGGCCGCCAACGGCUUACCCAACCCCUUCUGCUCUUCUGACCACCUCUGCCUGCUAGCCAGCUUCGGGAUGGAAGUCACCGCCCCAUGAUGGGCUCCCAGGGGACGAGCUCAGCGGAUCAGAGACUUUGGAAAAUACCCCAUGCUUCUGGAAACUUCGUCCCCACUGCCCUUCCCUGCUGCUCCCUGCCUCCCAUGGUUAGGUUUUCUCCAGGCCUGCCCACGCUCUCUGCCUCUGGUCCCUGUCCCAACCUCUUCCUGAUCCUGUGCCACACACUCAGUGCGUGGCCCCGGGAGGGGCAGAAGGGGGAGGGGGUCUCCCCUUCCUUCUAUGUAUCCAGCACUCCGCCUUGAUUUUUAAUUACCAGGGUUGCGGGA